CGAGGGGAGGUGGGGGUGGCUGAAGGGUGGUGGGCCGGCGGUGGGCGUCGGACGGGGAAGACCUGGAGCGAUGAGGCAAUUGCUGUGAGGCCGGCGCUGUAAGGCGGCCGGCGGCGGAGGCGGAGGGGACACCGGGCCACGGAUGAAUGAGGGCGCCCGAGGGUCGCUGACCCGCAGGGUCCUGUAGAAGAAGCAGCCGGGCGCGGAGAGCCGUCCCCUUCCCCGCGCUCUCCCGGCUAGGGCGCCACGGGGACGGGAGCCGGAUCCCCGACACGAUGAAGGACUUGGGGGCUGAGGAGCUGACCGGUCGGGAGGGGGUCCAGCUCUUCCGGCUGCUGAACCUCUACUUGGAGCAGGAGCAGAGAUUUCAGCCCAGGGAGAAGGGGCUGAGCCUGAUUGAAGCCGCCUCCGAGAAUGAAAACACUUUGUGUCCAAGACUGAGAAAUGUCAAGGUGGAAGAUCUUAGGAGUUUAGCCAACUUUUUUGGAUCACGAACUGAAACAUUUGUCCUGGCUGUCAACAUUUUGGAUCGAUUCUUGGCUCUUAUGAAGGUGAAGCCUAAACAUUUAUCUUGCAUUGGAGUCUGUUGUUUUCUUCUGGCUGCUAGAAUAAUUGAAGAGGAAUGCAAUAUUCCAUCAACCCAUGAUGUCAUCAGAAUUAGUCAGUGUAAAUGUACUGCUUCUGACAUAAAACGGAUGGAAAAAAUUAUUUCUGAAAAGUUGCACUAUGAUUUAGAAGCUACUACUGCCUUAAAUUUUUUGCACUUAUACCACACUAUCGUACUUCGUCAUACUUCAGAAAGGAAAGAAGUAUUGAGCCUGGAUAAAUUGGAGGCUCAGCUAAAAGCUUGCAACUGCCGACUGACUUUUUCAAAAGCAAAACCGUCUGUAUUAGCUUUGUGCCUUCUUAAUCUAGAAGUGGAAACUUUGAAAUCUAUUGAAUUAUUGGAAAUAAUUCUUCUCGUUCAAAAGCAUUCCAAGAUUAAUGAUGCUGAUUUCUCUUACUGGAGAGAGUUAGUUUCAAAAUGCCUAGCAGAGUAUUCUUCUCCUGAGUGUUGCAAACCCGAUCAUAAAAAGCUAGUAUGGAUUGUCUCAAGACGCACAGCUCAGAAUCUUCACAAUAGCUAUUAUAGUGUUCCUGAACUGCCCACAAUUCCAGAAGGAGGCUGUUUUGAGGAGAGUCAAAGUGAGGAUUCUGGUGAAGAUAUGAGUUGUGGAGAAGAAAGUUUGAGCAGCUCUCCUCCCAGUGAUCGAGAAUGCACCUUCUUUUUUGAUUUCAAGGUGGCACAAGCCCUGUGCUUCCAAUCUUAGAAAUCUCAUUGUACGAAGUACAAGUUUGGAAUCCGCCUACAGGUUUCUAAGCAAUAAAUAGGGGAUAUUCUUCCCCUCCCCUUUAUCUUUCAGGAAGGAGUUGCAUGGACUGGAUCCACCUACUUUCUGUUUGUUAUUCAGAUCAGAUCUGGCCUAUUUUCAUAUUUAAUUCUAAGCCAUUAAAUGGGUUUAUGCUUCUUAGACUAGUAGUGAAAAUACUUAGGGUGGCACUUUUUUUUUUCUUCUGAAUAGUCAUGCUUUUUUAGCUGGGGAGGGAGGAUGAUUAGGGGAGGGACAAUUUGAACCUUGAAUUUACUACUUUUCAGAGGUUUUUUUUUUUUUUUUUUUUUUUUAAUUAAGAUAAAUGCAGUCUAAGUAUAUAUGGGUCUUUUACAAUUUCACAUAAAGUCUUCAGGUAUUGUCAUUUAAACAUAUUUGGGAGUGUGCCUAUGCUCUCUUGGCAGGGACAGUAGAUAGCCCUUUAAACAGUUUUCACAAAUGUGUCUUCAUGAUGGGGGAUACAUUCAAACAUGUCAGGAUAUGCUUUUUAAAAAUUGAAUGUAAUAUCCAAUACAGACCCAGCAAAACUUAAAAAUGUAGUAGUCUUGAUCUUGUGCAUUUUAAUAUUUAGAGUCUUAGUUGAAGUUGAUAUACUAGCUACAGAAAUAUUGACAAGCUAAGCUUGGUGGCAAGUAUUUGCAUUCUUUUUAAGUAAGUGUUUUUAGCUCUUUAGUUUAUUUUAGUGUUUGAUAAAAUCAGUAAUCAGAACUAGUUUUGCAUGCAUAUGUAUAAAAGCUCUUAGUGCUGGAUAAGGUUAUUUCAUAGAACUGGGUAAAUGUGGAUGUGACAACAAACACAUGGUUUUGUUGCAUUACAAAAAUCAUAUAUUGGUAUGAUUACAGUAUAUGCUCUGAGAAUACAGGAAGUUAAUAGAAUUAAUUCACAUUUCAAGAAUAACGGUAUUAGACUGGGGGCCAAGGUUGAAAUAUGAAGUAAAAAAGAUGUCCAGUAGUGUGUGUGAGUAAAUGUCUGUGCUGUAGUACAGAUGUAAGAAUGGUGAUGUGUGAACUGAUAAACUUUGUACACUUUGGGUUUUGUACAAAGAAUGUAUUUUAAAAAGUUUACAAAAUGUACAUAAAAAUGUAAAUCUUAAAAAAAUGUACAUAAAAAGUACUGUAUUUUUUUACAUUGUGUAACUGUAGACAUUGCAUGUAGAUAUAAUUUAUUGUGUAUUCUGUAUCAUAGAAACUGUAUAUUGAUGACUUGCUUUGUUUCUUUUCUAUGUAAAUUGGCCUCUGAUUGUUUUUCCAAAGUAGAGUUAGGGGUGAUCUGACAGAUUACCACUCAAAAUAAAGGAAAAGUUAAUGAAGCAUAA
Sarcophilus harrisii (Tasmanian devil) is the source of this 2685-nucleotide messenger RNA. It is a transcript of the gene CCNG2, whose product is annotated as cyclin G2. Gene Ontology annotation, biological process: regulation of cyclin-dependent protein serine/threonine kinase activity; mitotic cell cycle phase transition. The record is from RefSeq and is a predicted model, not a curated record. Gene Ontology annotation, molecular function: cyclin-dependent protein serine/threonine kinase regulator activity. The transcript is spliced from 8 exons. Bases 276 to 1310 code for a protein of 344 amino acids. Gene Ontology annotation, cellular component: cytoplasm; nucleus; cyclin-dependent protein kinase holoenzyme complex. NCBI's taxonomy places the organism in Eukaryota, Metazoa, Chordata, Mammalia, Dasyuromorphia, Dasyuridae.